AUGCCUACUCCAAUUGUCGACUCUCACAUACAUCUAUUCCCGGAGUCGCAUCUCCCAACUCUGGCAUGGUAUGGUCCCAACAACCCACUUGGAUCGCAGCACUCGGUCGACGAAUAUCAUGCAGCAACAGCAGUAGUACCUACAUCCCCGAACGCAGCCCAAGACACUUACCUGCGCGGCUUCAUUUUUCUCGAGACGGACCGCAUCUCAUCGGUCGAAGAAUCGGGCGCUGGCUGGUCGCACGCUCUGGAUGAAGUGUCUCUGCUGACUCGCGUUGCUUUGGGAAAGCCAAUCGCGGGUGAGGGACAUAGAGAUGUCGAUAGACAUCUAUGCUUAGGGAUUGUUCCCUGGGCUCCCGUACCUGGGGGCCCCGCCGCGCUCGAAAAGUAUCUUUCCUUAGUCAAGAAGAGGACUCAGACGGAGGAGGUCUGGAGGAAAGUAUGCGGAGUGCGAUACCUCGUUCAAGAUAAACCGUCGGGUGUCAUGCUCAGUCAGGGGUUCAUUGACGGACUCAAGUAUCUCGGUAGCAGAGGGCUGACCUUCGACCUUGGGGUAGACGCGCGGCAAGGCGGUCUUUGGCAGCUGAAAGAAGCGGUCGAGAUGAUGAAGAGAAUCUACGAGGGAGUGGAUGAUGGAGGCGCUGCAGUGACACUGGUUAUUAACCAUCUCUGUAAACCGAAUCUUCGCCUGCCCUAUUCUACUCCCGAGUCUAUAACUUCUCACCCAGAAUUCCUCGAAUGGAAGUCUCUGGUCAGCGCCAUGGCCCAUUAUCCUACAACUUACAUGAAACUCUCCGGUGGCUUCUCGGAGUUACCUCCGCUUGUUUCGACUCCUGAUUCAGACAUCGCGUCCCUAGUUGAUAGACUACAACCAUGGACAGACGUCAUUUUCGACGCCUUCGGCCCAGAGCGGGUCAUGUUUGGAUCGGACUGGCCUGUUUGCAAUAUAGGUGGAGGAGGCAAUGAAGUCUCCUGGAGUCGCUGGAAGAGUGUUGUAGAGAAUGUCCUUGACAGACGAGGAUUGACUGAAGAACAGAAAAAAGGAGUCUGGGGAGGGGUUGCAGUGAAAGCAUAUGGUAUCAAGAUCUGA
This is a messenger RNA of Aspergillus novofumigatus IBT 16806, 1089 nucleotides long. RefSeq lists its product as uncharacterized. Gene Ontology annotation, molecular function: hydrolase activity. The record is from RefSeq and is a predicted model, not a curated record. Bases 1 to 1089 code for a protein of 362 amino acids. NCBI's taxonomy places the organism in Eukaryota, Fungi, Ascomycota, Eurotiomycetes, Eurotiales, Aspergillaceae. The transcript has 2 exons.